This is a messenger RNA of Aureobasidium pullulans EXF-150, 1270 nucleotides long. RefSeq names its product ribosomal protein S7. The record is from RefSeq and is a predicted model, not a curated record. Gene Ontology annotation, molecular function: rRNA binding; mRNA binding; structural constituent of ribosome. Gene Ontology annotation, biological process: translation; ribosomal small subunit assembly. Gene Ontology annotation, cellular component: ribosome. The transcript has 3 exons. NCBI's taxonomy places the organism in Eukaryota, Fungi, Ascomycota, Dothideomycetes, Dothideales, Saccotheciaceae. Bases 1 to 918 code for a protein of 305 amino acids.
AUGCACCAGCAAGAGCACAUCAGUGAGGAGGCAGCGAAGAUGGCAAAGAUCCAGGGAGGACAGGGACCGGACCUGGAGAUGGGCACACCAGUGCAAGAGCUGCUCGAGGAAGACAAGGAAGCACAAAAGAAUGCACCCCAAGUGCUCAAGGACAGCAUCAAGGCCGGCGCACAACACCCCAAGCCCUCGCAGACUCGCUCAUUCUCGACAUGUGCUCGCAGCCGCCAGGAGGAAUUGAGCACCUCCAACGAGAGCCCCUUCGACGAGGCCAUUGUCGCAAACACAAACUUCGGUGCGUCUGAACUCGCUGUGCCUGCCACUCCCGUCACCACCACCCCCACUGGCCACAAGUUCGGCCUGCCCACUCUGCCCUUGCCCAGCAAUGCACACAAGGACUACCGCUACGACCCCGUCGUGCGCCAGUUCACAAACCUGAUGAUGCAGCAUGGCAAGCUCAGUGUCGCUCAGCGCAACAUGUCCACCAUCCUGACACAUCUGCGCACGCAGUCUCCUCCAAACUACAAUCCUAGUAGGCCUCUGCUGCCCGGUGCUCCCCCACCAUCCCACCUUCCUUUGAACCCUGUCCUUUACCUCACACUCGCUGUCGACAGCAUCGCCCCGCUCUUGCGCAUCCGCUCGCAACGUGGUGCCGCUGGUGGUGGUGUCGCUUUGCAAAUCCCUGUACCAUUGGGUCUCCGCCAACGCCGUCGCACUGCCUUCGAGUGGAUCCUGGAUGCUGCUUCCAAGCGCAAGUCGCGUGGCAGUGGACGUGACAUGUUCGCUCUGCGCGUUGCCGAAGAGAUUGUCGCCAUCAUUGAGGGCCGCAGCUCUGCUUGGGAGAAGCGUACCGGUAUCCACAAGAUUGCCACUACUGCCAGAAGUAACUUGACCUUUGGCAAGACUGGUUUGAGAAGGUAGACGAUCGGUCUACAACCCGGACCUUACAAAUGCGAAAUGAAAUUCGUCCUUCCUUUUUCUCACUGAAUCACAUACCACUGUACUUUACUUUUGGACCAUACGGACCUGUACAAUAUCCUCAUUUUUUUCCUUGUACAUCUCUGAAGCAUAGAAUCCAUCUGCUGCCAAUAUGCAUAUGAAUUCGAGUAGUUCUCAUUCGAUUCACUUGUAGCACGCUUUACCGUAGUUGGUCCGCACUCUGCAAGCAAAGUUUCCGACGCUUCGCAAAGCAUCUUCGCAUCUUGCUCGUCGCGUUCCUCGUUCCCACUCCACACCCCAGUGAACCGUUCACGACAUGCAAACGCGGAUCGGC